AUGUCUUUCGACCAAAUGAAUCUUCCACAGCCUUGCCAAAUACACCUAAAAGGUUAUCGUGAAAGUGAUAUACAAGUUUCCCCAUAUGAAACUGUUGGAUAUAUAAAUGAGCAUUUUAAUGAUAAUGAAAUCCGACUUGUUUACAAAGGGAUGCUACUUGAUCCGAGUCUAUCAUUCUCAUACUAUAAUAUUCAACACGAUGAUACAAUCAUAGUCGUACAACCACGACCUGUCUCAUCACGCAAAUCAAGACGUGAGCAUGACUCAGAUAGUAUGAUGGAUAUACAUUACGAAAGGUUAAUGAAACAGAAGAAACUUAUGAUGCAAGAAAAGGAUAAUGCCCAAAAUGAUAUGAUUGCCCUAGAAUCUGCUCGACUUUUAGAUCUUUCAUUCAAUAAAAUUUCAUAUCGGCCGACAUCCUACCGAAGGAUUUGCAAGAUUAUUAAGAAAAAAUCAGAUAACCUUGAAAAUUCUUUUGAAACACAAGGAACAGUUCUUCCGGAAAAGGCUCUUACGCCAUGUACGGAGUUCCUCCCAUUGAUAUCAUCCAAUUCUGAUGCUCAAUCUAAUUAG
Trichomonas vaginalis G3 is the source of this 573-nucleotide messenger RNA. Its product is annotated as ubiquitin-like family. The record is from RefSeq and is a predicted model, not a curated record. NCBI's taxonomy places the organism in Eukaryota, Parabasalia, Trichomonadida, Trichomonadidae. The transcript has a single exon. The coding region runs from base 1 to 573 and encodes 190 amino acids.